UUCUGUUCGCUCUCCUGUGUGAUCAUGGCUGCACCGCACCACACCAGCCAUGUUUGCUAAUUUAAAACCCAAAGGUUAGGGAAGAGUUGUUUAUUAUUUAUCGCGUGUCAUCGCUGCUCCGAUUUCUAUCAAGGCGAAGGCUGUGGAGACACCUGUGCCUUCCAAGAUAAGCGGAAUGAAAGAUGGAGGCGAAUAAUCAUUUCAACUAUGGCACCCAUUCCUCAGCAAACUCAGGACUGAAACUCUCCUCAGGGGAUUCUCUUUAUACUAAUGGGUCCUCCAUGAGUUUUCCUCAGCAAGGCAAGAAUAUGAAUGGCGAAAUGAAUGUGAAUGGCGUCACUACUGUACACGGGUCUGGUGCACCUGGUUCUCAACCACCUUCCGGUCCUUACCCGCAUAUCAGCAGCCACCACCAGGGCAAUGUGGGCUACCUAUGGGGGGGACAGCCUCAGUACAGUCUAACCUUGGCCCCUUCUACUGGCCAUGGCUUGCACCAAAAGCAGCCUGCACCAGGGAUGAUGCAGCCUCUGUCACAACAUCACUUCCAGGCUCAUGGACAGUACCAACUCAAUGGGGAUAUGGCACGACCGCAGCAGCCCCCUGCGGCAGGCCCAUCAAACAUGCCCCCUACUGGCAGCCAGUUUUGGAACAGGAGUAGCCCGGGUCCACAAACUGCCAGUUUCACGUCCCGCAGUAUGUAUGGUACCUUUCAGAGCCCGUCACAUUCUGGAAUUUCUCCAUCACCACUCCACCAGCAGCAAGUAUCCCCUCCGUCACAACAGCACCUCCAUUCCCACCAGCGGCCACCCCACCUCCUCCCGCAGCACCAGCAACCGCAGCACUACGGUGUCAUGCCAAAUGGGAUGCCCUACUACCAGCAGACACAUACAUCUCUGCCAUCACCUCAGCAUCCAAAGCAGUUGACGCCUCAAGGUCAGAUUAUACUCCCGGUGGCCCAGAAUUUUACGCCCCCACGUGACACAGAGGGAGCACCCUCAGGAGCGGUGACAUCCUCAUCGACUGUGCAGGACGGCGGCUCUCUCAGGAGCGGGGAGAAGACACCCCAUCCUAGCAACGUGUCUUCUUCCAUGCAAGGGCAUACGAUGGACGAAAACGAGGCAAACGCAUCCCACAUUUGCACGGAGGAGACAGCUGUUGCUCAAAGGGCACCCAGCUCUUCUUCGGCUUACAUUAGACAUACAAGUGAUCAUCAUAGUUCUGAAAAGCCAACGGCUCAGCAGCCAGAAGUUGUCAGAGGGCCUGCAGCAAGCACACCUCCUCGGACAACGCACCCAGCGUCUUUAUCUUCCUCAAAGUCUUCUCAAAAUAAGGUUUUAACACCUUCUCAAGUGUCUCGAGCUCCAGCUGUUGACUCUCCUACGGCUUCCCCCGUGUCCACUAUUGGUGUGUACCCUGAUGUUAAAUCUACCCCACCCCAAUCAUCAUCAGUUCCUCCUCCCAUGCAUUCCUCACCCCCAAUGGGGCAUGACCUGAAGUCUCUUGCGUCGGCUGCGACAGAGAUGAUGCUUCCUGGAUCUAAACAUCUGCUGGUGGGGUCCUCUUCCUCCUUGCCUGCCACCCAUACUAAGUUUUGUACGCCUCCAGGCUUGACUGAAAGUUCAAGGCCUGAAGUUUCAGGACCUCCAUCGGCUUCUUCAUCUCCUUCAUCUGAGUCUCGGAUGCAACAUUCAGUUUCUGGACCACUUACAGCUAUAUUAGCACCUGCCAUUGUUUCCACAUCUUCUUACUCUGGGUCUACACCCAUCUUAUCUCUUCAACAAAUGGUUCAAGGCUCCACACUUCCUCUGAUGCCUGCUCUAAAAUCAAACUCAUCAAUUUGUGACACAUCAGGUAGUGUUCAUUCUUCAAUAGCAUCAUCAUCAGGAAAGUUGUCUCCUGGCGUGUUGUUAUCUGCUGGUAAUAAACCUGCACCCGUGGCCCAGCAUGACUCCUUGCACACUGCCCUAGUGGUUGGUGCUGGUGGGGCCAUUGCAUCUGCAGCAUUAUCGCCACCACAGGGGCACAAUUCACCCUCAUCUGCCCAUGAGAGCCCCUCAGCCAGACCUCUCUCUGCCCUACCUCUACUAACCACUCAAGCCUCCAGGACUGCACCUGUUUCUGUCCCUCCUGCCUUGGCAACUGUGCAUCCUGCAUCAUCUUCUGAAGUGGUCCACAAGUCUGGGUCUGGGGAGCAUCCUGCCAGCUCGAUUCCUGUCAGUGUGCUUAAUCAGUUGCCAGACCACCUUUGUCAUGGCAACACAACGAAAGCCUUGGCACAUGAAAAAGGCACAAAGGCAGAAGAGGGUCCUCCUCAGCUUGAGGCACACAAAGAUACCGGCCCUCACAAAUCAUCCGAUCUUCCAGGACAACCAUUGCAGACUGAGCAACAGUCCAGCAAUAUGCAGCAGGAGCCCAUAUCCACUGGAAUUGUUGGUGACGUACUGAAGGCAGAGCAAGCUCAUUGCCCCAGUUCCGAACACCAGACAGUUGAAACAAGUUUUGAACACGCUUCACAUACUGCCUCCCAUUAUGGUAGCAACUCAGCUAGCAGCACGCUGACAAGAAUCCAUAUGAGCUCCUUCUUAGAUAUGUCCAGCAACAGCUCACGUAUACAUUGCUCUAGCAGCUUUGGCAACAGUGUUCACCUGGGCAACGACACUUCUCGGUUUGCCAGUUCUUCACAUACUGAUGAAGAAGAGUCUUCUGUGUACGACACAACUACAGAUGGCGGCUCCUUUGUCGAUUACUCCAGAGAUGACACACUGGACUCCACCCGUGAGCUGGAGCUAUCUGGGGCAGGGCAAUCCAUGCUGGUGUCUUCCCUAAACAGUACUGCAUUUGGGGUGUCCCAUCUAUGUUAUGAAGGUCAUGAUACACCAGACUCUAGUGCAGUUCGCAGAACAACAAUGGCAAUCGAGACCAUGACUUCACCGAGUUUCCGGAAGAGAGACGAGAACUUCAUCGCCUUCAGUACCCCAGCACAGAGCCCCGCUGUACACCCACUGCAGCCAGUCACUGAUCAGGUUUUGUCAGCCACUGGAGGACUUCUGAAAAGCCCAGAAAAACCUUGUAAACCUCAUUCUCCAAAGGCAUUAUGGAUGAGAAAAUCGGCUCCUGAAGAGGCCAAGAGAAAGCCCCGCGGUCGAACCCCAAAAGUGGAGAAGAUCAAAGCCGAAGAGGAGGAUGACGACAAUGUUGUGGUAGCCAAGGGAAGGCGGAGGAGGAGGGCGUCUGUCAAAGCAGAACCGGUCAUAGAAACAGCAGACAAAUGUGAAAAGACUGGGUCUACAUCUGAGGAGAUGGAUUCAAUCACAGCCACAAUCGAAGCGGUUCUUGCUAAUCCCUCUGCCAUCAGCUCGCCUUUUGACAAACCCAAGAUGAAAAGAGCCAGAAAACAGAACCAAGUUGGAAAGGAUAUGAAACCACCAAAGCAAGAUGCUGAAACAGCUGCCAGUGAUCCUGAUGACAAUGAAGACCAAAGUUCCACAACGGGUGAAUCUCACAGGAGAAGGGUGGCCACAGAGCAGCAGGUCCAGUUUCCGCUGAUGCAUGGAUGGAAGAGAGAGAUUCGUGUGAAAAAGUUGGAUAACCGCAUGAAGGGCGAAACCUGGUAUUACACACCCUGCGGAAGGCGAAUGAAACAGUUCCCGGAAAUUAUUAAGUACUUGAAGAAACACCAGGACAGCAUUGUCACCAGAGAACACUUCAGCUUCAGCCCACGCAUGCCUGUUGGAGACUUUUAUGAAGAAAGAGAAAGUCCAGAGGGUAUGAAGUGGUUUCUCUUGGCUAAUGAGGAGAUUCCCUCUAUGAUCAUGGCCAUCACUGGCAGGCGAGGUCGACCCCCAAACCCUGACAAAGAGAAACCGAGCAGGGCUCGUGGUCUGAAGACAGGGCAGGCCCGCCGGCCAGGUAGACCCCCCAAAGCCAAGAUGAUUGACUUCCUUAGUAAAGUGGACGCCAAGCUGUUGAAGAGACUUGAGUCAAAGGAAGCACUCACGGAGGAAGAAAAGGAGAAAAUGUCAAAAAUCAAGAAGAAGAUGAAGAGGAAGGCCAGAAUGAAGAGAAUGGAGGAGGUAAAGAUGAAGAAAAUGAGAGAAGAAAAAAAGAGAGCUAAGCAAGAGACCCAGACCUUGGAGGUGAAAGCGGGUCCCCAAGACCCGUCAGCCCUACAGCUCCCUGAGCCUGCAUCACAGUCUGUUGCUGAGCCCAGGAAGCCAGGUCGACGAAGGUCAGUCAAGGUUGAAGCAACCCCUCCAGCCCAGCAGACGGAUGAAGAGAGAAUAGCCCAGGGCAAGAGAGUACUAAGUGCUCGUAGUAAAGCAAAGGCCCUGGCCAAGGCCCAGGCUGAGGCAGAGGCAGCAGCUCGGGCCGACCUCGCAGCGAAAAGAACCGCGGAGAGGAGAGCGCAGACUCAGAGGCGACUGGAGGAACGCAAGAGACAGCAGCUAAUAGCAGAAGAGUUGAGGAAACCCACUGAAGACAUGUGUCUCACUGACCACAAACCACUGCCAGAGCUGUCUCGUGUGCCUGGUGUGGUUCUCUCUGGCACAGCCUUUGCUCACUGCCUAGCUGUGGUCGAGUUUCUUCAUGGCUAUGGGAAACUGAUUGGUCUCAAUGUACCCAAGGACAUCCCCAGUCUUGCUACCCUGCAGGAGGGUCUGCUUGGCUUGGGCGAAAGCCAGGGGGAGGUUCAAGAUCUGCUCAUAAAGCUGAUGGAGGCUGCACUCCAUGAUCCAGGCCUGCCAUCAUAUUAUCAGUCAGUAAAGAUUCUUGGCGAUAAGCUGGUUGAGCUCCAGCUGACCCGCAGCACAGUUUCUGAGGUUCUCCGCAUCUUUUUGGAAUCUCAUGGCUAUGAGACGGAGGUGUGCAACACACUGAGGACCAAAACCUUUCACGUCUUGUCACCUGAAACCAAGGCAGCUGUGUUGGGUUUUGUGGUGGAGGAGCUCAACGGAAGCAACAUUGUGACAAGUGACAUUGACAACACACUGGAAAACAUAUCAAACUACAGGAAGAACAAGUGGAUUAUUGAGGGCAAACUGCGCAAACUAAAGGCUGCACUGGCUCGUCGCACCGGGCGCUCAGAAGAACAACUUUGUUUAGAGGAAAGACGACGCAGUGCUCGGGUGGCUGAAGAGGACAACCUCAUUCUGGAAGACAGUGUUGUCUCAGAGAGAAGCAGUCGUCGUGGUCGCAAAGAAGACUCCAAACUCAGUGAUAGUGAAAGCCCUACCAAUGCCAGCAUUCCUGAGCUUGAAAGGCAGAUAGAAAAGCUAACUAAGCGGCAAGCGUUCUUCCGGAAAAAGCUGCUUCAGUCGUCUCAUUCCAUGCGGUCUGUAAUGUUGGGGCAGGACCGGUACAGACGAAGAUACUUGGCUCUCCCUCAUCUUGGAGGAGUUCUAGUUGAGGGUCCAGAGGAGCUUCUGACUUCAGGAGACGUGGUUAUAGCAGAGGUGCCGGUCACUUUGCUCAAGAAGGAGUCCAAAAUAGAAGAGAUGCCUGUCAAAACAGAAGACACUCCAAUGGCCACCACUCCUCCUCAUACUCUGCCUUCCUCACCUUCCUCUGCUACCCCUCAAGCCCAGACAUUAUCCCCGGAGGAAGACCCCCUGCCUGGCACAGCAUCCCUCAUGAGUAGCCAAAGAGGACGAGGACGGCCACGAAAAAUCAAACCUGAGGUGGAGCUCCACCUCCGCACUGCAAAAAUCCGGCGCCAGCGUCGAAGUAGUGUCAGGUCAGGGGGUGAGGAUAGGCCGGGGUCUCCGGUUAGCGCCUGUACUCAAGAUCUUUCACAGACAGCUUUCCUGAAUUGGCUCAGCCAAUCAAGGCAUGCAGUGCCCAGUGACACUAACACGACAGAGCCUCUAGAGGGCAGUCAACCGGAAGAGGCUGUGAAGGAUGCCGCAGAGAACCAAGGCCAGUGGUUCACCCUGCUCCCCGAACAACCAUGUGAUGACAACUGUCUGCCCUCCUCACCCCCUAAGUCCCCCUCUCAGGUGCAGAGUACACCACCCACACUUGCUGCUCCACUCAUGCAGUUGGACACACCCUUUACUUCUGUUGGCGAAACUCCUGCUGACCCAGAGAGGGAGGCUGCUACAGAGGAAGUACCCUCAACAUCAAUUAUUCCCGAUUGUAAGCCUCCACCCCUUCGUGCUGCAAAGCGAGCUCUGACCACCCCCGCCAGACCAGGUCGCAGGCGGAGGAGAGGCAGCAGAGGCAGUAGCCCUGCCCGCAGGGGGCCACGUGGGGCUGCAGCAAAACGCAGAGGUCGCCCUGCCACGUCGUCUUUCCAAGAUCUCGAGAAGCAGUACUUUACACAACUGGUGGUCAAGCCCAUCCCAGCAUCAAUGGUGCGUGGCUGGUGGUGGAUCAAGGAUCCAGAGGAGCUGUUUAGUACUCUGCAAGCUCUCCAUCCACGAGGCGUCAGAGAAAAAAUACUUCAUAAACACCUGGCCAAACACAUGGAGAGCCUAAAGGAGAUGUGCACCAAACCCAUCAAUGAUCCUAUGUUUGAGCUCAAGGAGGAGAAGAAGGAGGUGCUGAUAGAGGCUCUGCAACAGCCUUGGCAAGUCCAGGAAAAAGCAAUGGAGACUGACAUCAAUGCCCUCCAGUGGGUGGAGGACUUGGAGCAGCGAGUCAUGGCUUCUGACCUUCAUCUGAAGGCUCCUCCUCCUCAGAAUAUAGUCAAUGAUGCUGAGUCUAACAUUGAGGUACCAGCAAUGGACUUUCAGCCCUACACAAUCCCAGAGCCAGACUCCACCCGCGAGGACCUCCAGUACUACGAACAUGAUGCUGACCCACGUGAUGACUGGAUAGUACGAACCAAGAAGGAGUGGUCUGGUCUGCCUCGCAUCGCCACCCACCCGCUCGACUUGGCUGUGCUGCGCCUCGCCAAUCUUGAGCGGAACAUCGAAAGGCGCUACCUCAAGGAGCCGCUCUGGAACCCAGCUGAGGUGAUGCGCCUCGCUCCUCUCACACCAACCCCUGGAGAAGAACAACCCAUGGAUGUCAUCAGUCUGGAAAGUGAGAUCACCUCGAGGCUCAGAACAUGGAGGCAGGCUCUAGAUCGCUGCCGCAGUGCCCCUCAGCUGUGUCUGUGUUUGCUGCAGCUGGAGAAAGCGAUUGCUUGGGAGAGAUCUGUGACUAAAGUGACAUGCCAGGUGUGCAGGAAAGGCGACAACGACGAGUGUCUGCUGCUGUGUGAUGGCUGCGAUCGGGGCUGUCACAUGUACUGCCUGAAGCCCAAGAUCACACAGGUGCCUGAAGGGGACUGGUUUUGUCCAACCUGCGUUGCCAAGAACGAAAGCCAGUCAUCACUCUCCAAAAAGAGGACCAGGAUGAAAAAGAAGAGAUAUGAAGAAAACAGCUCAGAUGAUGACACAACACCACGACGGAGCUCAGGCAUGGCAACGCGGCACAAGGAGGCGGCAGCGGCAACAGUGACAACUGCAGCCUCUUCAUCCUCACGUAACUCAGCAGAAGGAGGGGCCGCCAAACGACGUCGCAUGACCACCCGUAACCAGCCGGACCUCACCUUCUGCGAGAUCAUCCUAAUGGAGAUGGAGGCUCAUGCAGACGCAUGGCCAUUCCUUGAGCCUGUUAAUCCACGCCUGGUGCCAGGGUACCGCCGUAUUGUCAAGAACCCCAUGGACUUCCUCACCAUGAGAGAAAGGCUUCUGCAGGGAGGGUAUUGCAGCUGUGAGGAGUUUGCUGCAGACGCUCAACUGGUCUUCAACAACUGUGAGCUGUUCAAUGAGGACACCUCAGAGGUGGGGAUGGCAGGACACUCCAUGAGACGCUUCUUUGAGAGCCGCUGGGCUGAGUUCUACUCGAACAAGGACAAAUAGAAGCCAACAACAUUCCUCCUGGUGGUAGAACUGAUAACUAUUGGUGCUUUCACCAACCCUGUGUUACUGCAAAGACUGUCAGGAGGCUCCUCCAGCUAUGUAUUUCUCACCUGUGAAGGUAUAUCUGUAUAGAGUUGGGUAUUUGUCUCUUGUUGUUUUCUCCACCGGCCUCAUCUUAAGGCCUGCAACUGAACUCACUUGAACUUGUUCUCAUUCCCAAGCAUCAUCCCUUUCCUUUAGUGGGUCCUCACUUCAACUCCUGUUUGUGCCACACCCUUUUCACAAGCCCCAAAUCGUAGCGAGGCAUUGGGUCGAGCCCCUUCUGUGGCAAUGACACAGUUUCAGGCCCCAAGUAUUUUACCUCUCACAUUUUUCAUCACUUUUUUUUUUUUUUUUUUUUUUUUUUUGCAGCCAAGCGACUGCGUAACGGACCUGCUUAGCAACCCACAACAAACACAUUGGA
Molecule: messenger RNA, 8313 nt
Organism: Dunckerocampus dactyliophorus (ringed pipefish)
Lineage: Eukaryota; Metazoa; Chordata; Actinopteri; Syngnathiformes; Syngnathidae
Gene: baz2a
Product: bromodomain adjacent to zinc finger domain, 2A
Exons: 30
Coding region: 183-7850 (2555 amino acids)
Cellular component (GO): rDNA heterochromatin
Molecular function (GO): DNA binding; protein binding
Source: RefSeq, a predicted model, not a curated record